Saccharomyces mikatae IFO 1815 is the source of this 1998-nucleotide messenger RNA. It is a transcript of the gene LMO1, whose product is annotated as Lmo1p. The coding region runs from base 1 to 1998 and encodes 665 amino acids. NCBI's taxonomy places the organism in Eukaryota, Fungi, Ascomycota, Saccharomycetes, Saccharomycetales, Saccharomycetaceae. The transcript has a single exon. The record is from RefSeq and is a predicted model, not a curated record.
AUGAAUUAUAACAGCCAGAUAUCAGAUGAAAGCUUGAAAAACGUGAGAAUACUACUGAAUUUUGAAAUAGGGAAUCAGGUCAAGUCACUUACGAAUGCAGAGUCGAAAACUUGUUAUAAUGAGCUGGUCAAUACUGGAAAUUUGGAAGAAAAAAGUGAUGGAUACGAAAAGCUAUUCGCACAAUACGUUCUUUUCUGUGAUGAGAAAUAUUUAUGUGAAUCUGUAAUUCCAGAUUCUCGAUUCUGGAAUAUAUUCUACGAUAGUUGUCAAAAGUUAAAGCCAGAAACACUGGUACCGUGUCUAAUUAAGGUUUUUAAUGUAGCCCUCAAAUACACAGAUUCUAAUAAAAAAAAAGUCAUUGUGAGAGUCUGCCACAUCUCUACAGAGAACUUUCAACUCAUAGGGAUUCUUCUGCUCAUAUUGUCACGAAGGCCCAUUCAAAGGCCAUUGUUUACGGACACUAUACUGUCUAUAAACCUGUUUUUAAAAUGUUUACUUAUAUUAUGCGAAACAUCACUGCAACAUGCCGUAAAAUCUGUACCUGCAAUGCUCAUUUUGUUAUUUCGGUAUAACUUUCCAGCUUCAAUCUCUGAACUCGUUUACAUAGAAGACUUACAACCAUUAAUCCUGGGAGAAUUCGUACCUUUAAAGCAGAGACUAAUAAAUUUUCUGUCAUCAGUUAAUAUUGAUGAUUAUUCCUGUCCACUAAAAGAAGAUCUUCUUAGGGCCAUCAAAGAUAAUUCCGUAUUUCAAAAGGGACUAGAAAUGGAGAUGGGCAAUCUUCCUGGUACGAGUUUGUUAAAUGCGUAUGACACAUUUACAUUCUUGAAUAGUCCCAAUAAAUCAUUCAAGAGACUUUACACUGAACAGCUAUUGUUUGGAGAAAAUGAUUUUCCUCUUUAUAAAGCAAUAUUUCAGCUAUCAGAUCAAUUUAGAAGACUUUUCAAUGAAACUGGAAAGGAAGAAGAUCUGUAUUCAAACUCAAAAAACGAUUUGAAAUUGCAAAUUGCCACCGUUGUUCUUAAUCGGCAAGUUUAUUUUUACAAAACAAUCGAGUUGUUUUUGAGAUUUUGGAUAGAAUCAUUAGCGAAAUCCCAAAAUGAUAUGAUUUCACUAUUAAAUUUGGCUAUUAUUACUUUAAGACAUGUUUGCUUAUCAUCAAACGAUUUGGAGUUGGCAGUACAAACAAAAUCACUUCUGGAGACUCAGGUUGAUGCACUCAACUCUAUGAGCUAUAGAUUCGCAAGAACAUUACAAUUAGACUCAAUUAAAAAAGAGCAAUACCGUACUUGGUCAUCUAGUAUUGCUAGCUUCGAUACAAUGUUAUCAGGCCAAGUUCAUGAUUAUGUUCGUCAUCAAAGACUUCUUCAAUUGCAAAAAGGUACAUGGGUGUAUGCAGAAAAUCCAUUGAAUUCUGAAGCUGGGACUCCAAAGGUUUACUUCCUCAUAGUGUCGGAUAAUCAUGCAAGUUUACUGGCCCGAGAAUUUGAAACCCAAACAAAUGAUUCACCUUACUUAUUUGAUAAUAAAAUCCUGACAAGUCCAGGUUGUGAAGCAUUAGCUAACGGCAGAACAAAAGUUGUCGUUUUGAAACAUAUAACCUCUUUUAAAAGCACAGGUCUUACUACGCCCAGCCGUCGAACCGGCAAUAACGUAUACGUCAAAUUGGAUGAAAGCAAUGUGUAUACUGAAGUUGAAUUAAAAGAUCGUAAUAACAAAACAGUCUUAAAGUUUUACUUAGACACAGAAGAGGGAAAGUAUAUAUGGUUAGACGGAUUGAAAUUGAUAUCCCCAUCGCAGCAUGAGGAUAUAUCUGAAGAUACGAAAGAUCAAAUAGACACACUAUUUGAUUUAAGAAAAAACGUACAGAUGAUAAAUUUAAAUGUUCGUCAAGAUAUUAUAUUGCCCCCACCCGAAGCAAGCAACGAGAGUGAAGAUGAAGAAUUUUACGACUUGGAAACAUUAAAGAAAGUAACCCAGAAUUUUUAUUUUGAUUAG